This is a messenger RNA of Hypomesus transpacificus, 1786 nucleotides long. RefSeq names its product G patch domain containing 4 (gene gpatch4). The coding region runs from base 114 to 1415 and encodes 433 amino acids. The transcript has 7 exons. NCBI's taxonomy places the organism in Eukaryota, Metazoa, Chordata, Actinopteri, Osmeriformes, Osmeridae. Gene Ontology annotation, cellular component: nucleolus. Gene Ontology annotation, biological process: regulation of ribosome biogenesis. The record is from RefSeq and is a predicted model, not a curated record. Gene Ontology annotation, molecular function: nucleic acid binding.
AUGUCCGGACUUGCUUUGAAUGUAUCUUGACAUCGACGUUGUACUUCCGGUGUCAUGUCAACUUUCUAGUUGUACCGCAUGGCUUUUCUACAACUAGUUUUUGCGAGAUAAACAUGGCUGAAACUGUGCAGGAGAAAAGCCGUGGAAUGAAAUUCGCUGAACAACAGCUACUGCGUCAUGGCUGGGAACAAGGUAAAGGUUUAGGGCGAGAGGAGAAUGGUAUUUCAGAGGCAAUCAAAGUCAAAGUGAAAUGUGAUAAGAGUGGGGUGGGACAUUGCCACAGCGAGCAGUUCACCUUCCACUGGUGGGACCAUGUAUUCAACAAAGCCUCGUCCAGUCUGGAGGUGGAGUCUGACCAGAAUGGCGUGAAGAUGAAAAAGCUUGUGGAGGAAGAUGAGGAAGGUUUGAUCUCCAACAAAAAGCCAAGAAAAGCAUCGCUGGCCAAAGCCAAAUUAUAUGGACGCUUUGUCAAGUCAGCCACUCUGCUAUCAGGACAGGAACACUCAGAGAAAAAGUCCUCCAGUUCAGAUGACAGCAGCAGCUCUGACGAUGAAGACCAGAGACUAGACCUCUCCAGCACCACCAAGUUAUCGGACGCUGAUCUCUUGAAGGCUUGUGGUGGGCUCACCGCUCACAAGGGAGCCAGACAUGGCCUAACCAUGAGUGCCAAGCUAGCAAGACUGGAACAGCAGGAGCAAGAGUUCAUGUUAAAAUACGGCAAGAAGAACCAACCGACACCCACCGCUACAGAACCUGUAACCCCAGAUGUGGUGGAGGAACCAGCUAAGGAGCCCCAUCGUAAGAAGGCUAAAAGAAAAGAGGGGAAGGACAAAGAAGAUAUAACGACUGAUGAUAUUGUCACUAAAAGUACUAAUCUGGAAAUGAAGUCGAAUAAGAACAAAAAGAAAAGUUUGAACAGUGAUGGUGAAGGGUUGAUGGACAUUAGCACAUCAAGACAAAAAAAGCCUACUCAAGUAGAAAAUGAAAUUGAAGCUCAGACAACUAAGAAGAAACGUUCAAAGAAAAGAAAGGUUAUGGAGUGGAAUAGUGGCACUUUGAACGAAUUAGGAAAUGACACCUCUGUCACCCCUCAAGUGACCAAUACUGCAGAAGAGGCUUCUAUUCAGAAAAUAGAAGACAGUCUCUCCCAGCACCAGACGGAUGCAGAGACUAACACCAAACAGAAGAAGAAGAAGAAGAAGAAAAAGUCCUCCAAGGGCACAGGGGAGAUCGCAGUGGUUGAGGAGAGUAAUGACCGGGAAGCUUCCCAAACCAGAACUGUUGAGGAGGUUUUACCAAAAAAGAAAAGGAAGAGGGACCCUGUUAUAGAAGUGGAUCGUUCUAAUAACCCUGAACCAACGGAGGAUGAGAUUAAGAGGAAAAAGAAAAAAUGCAAGGAAGAGAAAAUCAUUUAGGACACAGAGUUUGCGCAAACACCUCUUAAAGGAAAGAAGAAAAAGAGAAACAAAAAGAAAAUGGAACUAAAUUGAUGAAGUUAUCGAUGAACAUGCUUGCCCUGGAAAUGACCUGAAACCACAUAGAAAGACUUGGUUCCCUCUUGUGUGCAGACUCAUUGGGUCACAGCAAAGAAAGAACUAGCAGAAUAAAUACCAUUACGUAUCCUGUAAAUGUAAUUAAUUUUUUACAGAUAAAUUUACCAUCAUAUUUAUUGUAAUGUAUUUGUUAGCAGACAAAGAUGGGCAAAGGUUUGUAAACAUUUUUAACAUUUUAAACAUGAGCUUGUAAGAGACAAGUGAACUAGUCACAUCUUUGUGUUUGGUGUAUG